AUGUCGACCAAGAUAAUAUUUCCAUCCAGGUCGAACGCCUUUUCGGCGGUCAAGACGACCUCUCUGAGGCGGGACAGCAGCCAACCGGGUAUCGAUCAGAACGGUGUCAAGCGGAUCAAGCUAUCUUUUGCUCCUGGUCCUGCUCGACCUGCUUUCGACCCGGAUCAAGCGCUCAAGACGCUGACCUCGACGUUUCCCACAAUCCUCGGCGACAGGCCACUUCCCGCCAGUCAGACGCUGGAAUCUCUGUUCAAAAUCUGUCAAAAUCUCGUUUCCCCCCUUAUCAAGCUAGAUCCUGCCUCUUCAAAUGCCUGGCAAAAGACGGCUUACGCGAUCUACAAUGAGGCGGUCGGACAGCUCGAGAAGAGCUCUACCGUCAUCGGGAAAGACCUUCGAGCUAGCGUGCUCGCUGGAGGGGAUUCGGUCAAGGGGACAGCUUUUCUUCGGUUGAUCCUGGACAAAUGGACUGCUUGGGAGAGGUGCUCGAACCGUUUGAUUUCGGUGCUUUUGCACUUGGACCGCACGUUUGUCCUCCAGACCGCUGGAACCGAUCCUCUGAGAUCGGUCGCUCAGAGGACUUUCCGAGAAGCGGUGUUGAGUGAGAAGAUUAUCCAGGAGAGGUACUUGCAGGCCAUUGUCAGUUGGAUCAACGGAGAUCGCGAGCGGCACGAUCUAUCCUCGGACGGUACUGCGGGCCCCCUCUCUGAACUCGAUCAAAUCGACCGAAACGUUGUCCGCUCUUUCAUAACAUCCACCAAUUAUCUCGGUGCCUCGUCGCCCAUCAUUGAUGCUUACCUGCAGUCCACCACCGAUUACUACACUAAGGCGGUGGACAAACGGGCCCCCUCUUCCAAGAACACGGCUGGUAUGGCUGAUCAACAGGAGAAGCUUUACACGCAAUAUAUCUCCUGGGUGUCAGACAAGGGCCUGCAAGAGAAGGGUCGUUGUCAUGAUCUAUUUGGAGAUGAGACCUUGCCGACCGGAGCGGUCGUGCCCGGUGGCCGAGACGAGGUCUGGAAGUCUAUCAAGAGCGAGCUCAGAGCGACGUUGGUGAAAGGAUCGAUUAUUGCCAUGACUCAAUCCGCGCUGGAUGAGGCGAUGAACGCUUCGGACGCCGAGACUUUGCAAAAGCUUUACGUCCUCCUCGACAGCGACGGUGCCUACAAAGACUUCCGCAAAGCGCUCUCCCAUCACGUCAGGGAACGAGCUACCAAGCUCAUCUCGGAUCCCGCCAACGAUACCAAGAUGGUGGCUACCUUGCUCGACUUUAAGAGAUUCUGCGAAUCGACCGUCGAUGCCUUGUUGACAUCGGAGCCGAGUACGCUGCGGAACGAUGAUCAGCUGGCAGGCCCCAGUAAUCGAGAGACCAAGAGAAGGAACGCGCUCCAGAGUGAGAUUCGUGAUGGGAUCAAGGCUGGAGUGGAGACUCGUCAAGCCACGCCGGCCGAGCUCAUCGCGAAACAUCUCGACCAGACCAUGCGGAAGGGUCAAGGGUCCAUGUCCGCAGAAGCUUUCGAAAAGGUGCUCGACGAUAUCGUUGACUUGGUCAAGUUUACCAAGGACAAGGAUGUGUUCAAGGAAUUUUAUAUCACUCAAUUGGCGAAGCGUUUGUUGCUCGCGAGAAGUGCUAGUACCGAGGAGGAGAUCAACAUGGUCAAGAAGUUGCAGAGCGAAUACGGCGAGGAGUUUACGACGGGUGACGCAAUGAUGAAGGACUUGUCCCAGUCGGAGGACAUGAAUAAGAAGUUCCAGGAGCUUCGCAUGUCGACCGGGAAAGACCCCACCAACCUGACCGUCAACGUUCUAUCUCAAGGGCAGUGGCCACCGUACAAGCAGCUGGGUAAAGGGUGGGAACAAUUCGCACUGAUUCCCAGCAUGCAACGCGAACUCGACGGCUUCGAGGCCUGGUACAAGCAUACGUUCUCUGGGCGAAUGCUUUCGUGGCGUCAUCAGCACACGUCAGUGACGAUGACCGCCAGAUUCCCCGGAGGAAACAAGGAAAUUGGAGUCAGCUUGUUCCAAGCAACAGUGUUGCUGCAGUUCAACGACGUGGACACGCUCAACUUUGAAGAAUUGCUAGCGAGGACCGGAAUCGAGAGAGAGGAGCUGGUUCGAACGCUGCAAUCUUUAUACGCUCUGAAGGUGACUCGAGUGCUUGUCAAGCGGCCACCUGGAAAAGACGUCAACCCGACCGAUACCUUUACCUGGAACUCUGGAUUCACUCGUGACAAGGUUCGGUUCAAGAUCAAUCAGCUUCAGCAGGAUCUUUCGGCCGAGGAGAGCAAACAGACCAGCGAGAAGGUGUUUGAGGACCGUAACUUGACUCUGGAUGCUCAGAUCGUCCGCAUCAUGAAGAGCAAGAAGCAGCUGAAGCUGCAGGACCUCAUCAACGAGGUCAUUGACGCUGUCAAAAAGUUGUUCCAUCCCGAGGUCAAGGCGAUCAAGGCGCAGGUGGAAAGUCUCAUAGAAAGAGAGUACAUUGAGCGAAAUGAAGAUUAUCGUGACGUGCUCACGUAUCUGGCGUGAGGUACGAGGCAUUUCUUGUAUGAGGACGUGCCGUUUCGUUUUUCUAUCCACGUUAUGGAAUCAGAUUUUCCGUGAAUGGUUCGCCGUUCCCAGGAUCCAGGCCAACAUACAAACG
This is a messenger RNA of Filobasidium floriforme, 2641 nucleotides long. Its product is annotated as putative ubiquitin-protein ligase. Gene Ontology annotation, cellular component: Cul4-RING E3 ubiquitin ligase complex. The record is from RefSeq and is a predicted model, not a curated record. The transcript is spliced from 12 exons. Lineage: Eukaryota; Fungi; Basidiomycota; Tremellomycetes; Filobasidiales; Filobasidiaceae. Gene Ontology annotation, biological process: protein ubiquitination; DNA damage response; ubiquitin-dependent protein catabolic process. Bases 1 to 2526 code for a protein of 841 amino acids. Gene Ontology annotation, molecular function: ubiquitin protein ligase binding.